UGGAUUGUGAUCCGACCUCCCUGUCCGACAACAUCACGUCAUCGAUGUUUAACUACACGCUGUGUUUGAAUACAUCGGCUGACAGUUAUAUGCCGACCCAACCCACACCUGCUCCACAUUACUUGGACCCCCAGUACUACUCCCUUCCCUACACCAUCAUAGGCACCAUAUUUCAGGGGAUCAUACUUAUAGUCGGCGUGUUGGGCAACAUAAUGGUGGUGAUCGUGGUAUUCAAGUCACGGGGAAUGAAGACACCGACAAAUUGCUAUUUAGUGAGCCUAUCGAUCGCGGACCUGAUAGUGCUGAUGGCGUCCGUGCCCAACGAGAUCAUCGCGUACUUCGUGUUGGGCGACAAAUGGAUCUGGGGCAGUGUCGGGUGCGCACUGUUCAUCUUUUUCCAGUACUUCGGCAUAAACGCCUCGUCCCUAUCGAUCACGGCGUUUACGGUCGAGCGGUAUAUCGCGAUCUGUCACCCGAUGAAGGCCCAGAAGAUCUGCACCGUUCACAGGGCUAAACGCAUAAUAAUGGGCGUCUGGAUGUUCGCCUUCCUCUACUGCGGUCCCUGGCUUUUCCUCACCAAAACCCAGAAGAUCUACUACAAGGGCCACGAAGACGUCGAGACCUGUAUCUUCUCGACGUCCCGC
This is a messenger RNA of Oppiella nova, 644 nucleotides long. The record is from the annotation of a GenBank genome assembly. Lineage: Eukaryota; Metazoa; Arthropoda; Arachnida; Sarcoptiformes; Oppiidae.